Molecule: messenger RNA, 1128 nt
Organism: Colletotrichum higginsianum IMI 349063
Lineage: Eukaryota; Fungi; Ascomycota; Sordariomycetes; Glomerellales; Glomerellaceae
Product: Peptide hydrolase
Exons: 6
Coding region: 1-1128 (375 amino acids)
Biological process (GO): proteolysis
Molecular function (GO): metalloexopeptidase activity
Source: RefSeq, a predicted model, not a curated record
AUGCGCUUCGUCACCACCCUCGCCGUCGCCGCGGCUUCCUGCGGCCUCGUCGCUGCCGCGCCCGCUACCGGCGACAUCCAGCUCAACCCCGGCCUUCGGCUCGUCAAGACGUCGGAGGAUGACGCCGGUUCUUGGGUCACAGAGGACGAGAAGUUCGAAAAGUACACUUCCAAGGGCAUCGGCUUCAUCGACAUCACCGACAUCUCUGACGAGGAGGUCCUCAACGCCCUGUCGACGGCUCCCGAGAACGCCACUGCUCUCAUCUCCCGCCAGGCCAUUACCUACCCGACCACCCUCACCCACGUUGCUGAGGCCAACUCCCUCAUCAGCCGUGUCAGCAACACCAACCCUCAGUCUUGGCUUCAGACGCUGACCAACUUCAACAACCGUCACUACCGCUCGACUACGGGCACCCAGGCCUCGACUUGGCUUUACAAUCAGGCCGUGAGCAUCGCCUCUGGCUACUCGGCCAUUACGGUGUCGCGCUUCACCCACUCGUUCAACCAGCCCUCCAUCAUCGUCAAGUACCCCGGCACCAGCUCCAACCUGAUCAUCGUCGGUGCCCACUUCGAUUCCACCGCUGGCGCCACCACUGCCCGUGCUCCCGGCGCCGAUGACAACGGCACUGGCACCGUCAACCUUCUCGAGGCUCUCCGCGUCCUCGUGGCCGCCGGCUUCCGCCCCAAGAACACGAUCGAGUUCCACUUCUACGCCGGCGAGGAGGGCGGUCUCCUCGGCUCCCAGGCCAUCUUCUCCAACUACCGGACCACCGGCAAGCGCGUCCUCGGCAUGCUGAACCAGGACAUGACGGGCUACUCCCCUGGCGGUCGUGCUACUGUCUACACCGACUACGUCGACACCGCCUUCACUGCCUACGUCCGCCUCGUUACCACCCAGUUCACUGGUGCCACCCCUGCCAGUUCGUCCUGCGGCUACGGCUGCUCUGACCACGCCAGCGCCCGCUCCAACGGUUUCCCUGCUGCCUUCGUCAACGAGGAGCCAUUCGGCACCGCCAACCCCAACAUCCACACCUCGAGAGACACCUACGCGAGCAUUCAGUGGAACGCUGUCCUGCGCCACUCGAAGCUCACUGUGGGCUUCCUUGUCGAGGCUUCUUACUUGGGCUAG